This is a messenger RNA of Fulvia fulva, 624 nucleotides long. RefSeq lists its product as uncharacterized. The record is from RefSeq and is a predicted model, not a curated record. The transcript has a single exon. Bases 1 to 624 code for a protein of 207 amino acids. Lineage: Eukaryota; Fungi; Ascomycota; Dothideomycetes; Mycosphaerellales; Mycosphaerellaceae.
AUGAAGUUCAUCGCUGAACACACGUCUAUACCGGUACCUCGAGUCUACUGUUCAUUCAAACACCACGAUCGAGCUUUCAUCCUUAUGGAAAGAGUCGACGGUGAAGAGCUUCCUAGAGCAUGGGGUAAACUCUCCGGAGAAGCACGCCACAAGGUGUUAGCCCAGUUGAAAGCCAUGAUCCAAGAAUUGAGGACAUUGAAACCACCGCCGGGAACCGGAGUAGAGAGCUACACAGGUGGGAGUCUCUACGACUCCCGUAUAAGUCACGGCCCACGUUUUGGGCCGUUCAGGUGUAUGCAGGACUUCCAUCUCUGGCUUCGAGAAGGACUGCGGCCAUCCGAGUUUCCAAGCCGGCCGAAAGACGACGAAUGGCAUGAUAUCGAGAAGAUGGUAGCGAUGCAAGACGGGCCAUGGUCUCCACCUGUGUUCACCCACGGCGACCUAAACCCAUUCAACAUUCUUGUCCGCGACGACAAAGUGGUCGCUAUCAUAGACUGGGAAUUUGCGGGGUGGUACCCGAAUUACUGGGAGUAUACAUCUGCUUGGUAUGGCAAUAUCACGAGGACGGGCUGGCAGGAUGAAUUUGUGAGAAUGGCACGAUCCUCGACGUUGAGACUCUUGUAG